Messenger RNA from Cynara cardunculus var. scolymus (artichoke), 1239 nucleotides. RefSeq names its product ras-related protein RABA5a-like. Gene Ontology annotation, cellular component: endosome. The record is from RefSeq and is a predicted model, not a curated record. Gene Ontology annotation, molecular function: GTP binding; GTPase activity. The transcript is spliced from 2 exons. Lineage: Eukaryota; Viridiplantae; Streptophyta; Magnoliopsida; Asterales; Asteraceae. Bases 405 to 1076 code for a protein of 223 amino acids.
CCUCUCCCUCUCAAAGAAAUUUUCUAAGCCAUCGUUGCAUUUGAAGUGUAUGAAUUUCAAUGUGCACUCUUCGAUCUGGAUUGUGAAUUUGAUCGCCAUACAAGGGUUGAAGAGAAGGUGAAGGACACAAGGGUAUGCCCUAAUUUCUUGAUUCUUUUAUGGCGCCGUGUGUUUUUCUUUCUUCUGGUGGGUGUACUUGGAAUAUGAUCAUUUCAUUUUACUUGGUUUGUGGGUUCUUUUAAAGUUUGUACCUUGUAUGCAUUUUGGUGUCGAUUUUGUUUAUGGUUAAUUGCCAUUUGUGCUGAUGACAAGGGAAUUCUGUUUCAUUUUCGGAUACCAGUGUCUUAAUUUUGAUGAUUCAUGUUCAUGACAACUAUGAUGCCACACAUUCUUUAACAUAGAAAAUGACAUUCUACGCCAAACAAGAUUCGGUUCAUGAUUAUCUCUUCAAGAUUGUUCUAAUCGGCGAUUCAGCUGUUGGGAAGUCAAACUUGCUUGCUAGAUUUGCGAGAAACGAGUUCUACCCAAAUUCAAGAUCAACCAUAGGAAUAGAAUUUCAAACUCACAAGAUUCAAAUUAAUGGGAAAGAAGUGAAGGCCCAAGUCUGGGACACAGCUGAUCAAGAACGUUUUAGAGCGGUUACAUCUGCUUACUAUAGAGGUGCUGUUGGAGCCGUUUUGGUCUACGACAUCACUAGGCGCCGGACUUUUGAUAACAUCAACAGAUGGCUUAAAGAACUUUACACACACUGUGAUAUGAACGUAGUCACGAUUCUUGUGGGCAACAAGUCCGAUCUUAAAGAUGAGAGGGAAGUUUCGAUGGAUGAAGGUAAGUCGUUGGCUGAAGCAGAGGGUGUAUUUUUUAUGGAAACUUCAGCUCUUGAUUCGCUGAAUGUGAGUAGUGCGUUCCAGAUGGUUGUGAAAGAGAUUUACAGCAUCUUCAGCAGGAAGAUCAUGAUGCAAUCUGAAGCAGUCAAGAACGAUGAUUCUUGUUGGAGAGGGAACGGAAAGACGGUUGUUUUAGAGGUGGGUAUUGAAGAUGGUCGGCCGAAAAGUGGCUGGUGUUGUUCAUCUUAGAAGUCAAUAAAUACGAGCUCGUUUCGUUUUGUAGACUGCUGUUGGUAUAAGUUCCAAGAUUUGAAUCUUGCCCAUGUGAUUUGUAAUUUGUUGGUUGAAAAUGAUUAAUUUUUGUAUUAGAAGAUGUAAAUUCGAAAAGAAGAAAUAGAUGAUUUUGUUAUAA